Messenger RNA from Cantharellus anzutake, 759 nucleotides. RefSeq lists its product as uncharacterized. Lineage: Eukaryota; Fungi; Basidiomycota; Agaricomycetes; Cantharellales; Hydnaceae. The record is from RefSeq and is a predicted model, not a curated record. The transcript is spliced from 4 exons. The coding region runs from base 1 to 759 and encodes 252 amino acids.
AUGCAGCUUCUCUGGAUUUGGACAAAGCCCCAACGCUUCCGCCCGCAGCCAAGGUGUCGGCUAGAACAGCUGAGCAGAAUGAACGGAAAACUGUCGUUAUUUCUCGCGGAGUUGUUUCUAAAUCAUUUCUUGGAAGGACCCCGUCCCAAUAUCAGCGAUGCCCUUCAGAACGAGCCAUUUGGCGGGUCUCAACCAGUUGACAGUAAAGGCGUCAUUACCCAUAUUUUUAUUUCGAUCCGUCUCGCUAUCAGUCUUUUCGCUCGAAGCGAUGGCACAAAGUUAGCGAACAAGUCGACAUUAUACGUGGACGCCUGCAAACGUAUUUGCCUGUGCUGGCUCAAUCAAGGUGAACGUGCUGUAGAGCACCUCAAAGUCGCAAUCGAUAUCACUCUGAGGUAUCCAAACCUAGGCCCUGUUCAGGAUAGCAUUCUCCGCGCCACUGCUCAAGCUUGCCGCCAGCACUUCCGACGAUCCAAAUGCGCGGUUGCCGCGGAGUCUGCUGGCGUAGUACAAAGUAUCUUGGCCAUGAAAAAGGAGAAGAGCCCCCUCGAGGUGCGGAAAGGCACCCCUUCACACGCACGCUCGGUGGCGACGAGGUCCCCCAUCGAUUCCAUUCAGGCUGGGGCCCUCUUCUUCUGGCACUAUUGUGCCCAAAUUGAACGCAUGCUCUCCGACGCAUACCAGUUAUUCAUAACGCUGGGUAGUGGUCAAAAGCAAUUGGACGUCCAUCUGGUUUUGCAGUACCACGACAAAAGAUAA